CGCCUUUCUCGGUGACAAAUUUCCAGCGACUUUUUUUUUUCUUUCUUUCUUUUUGCAUAAAUAAAAAGUUUGCACAAGAGAGAUAUGCUCUCUAUAUAGGCCAGAAGCUGAAUGGUUACAUUGGUAGGCCAGUCAGUAUCAGGCUGAGUGUGGAAACAUCCACACUUGACUAGUGCCGUGGAGUCGAGAGAAAAGACUUGGUGGAGAGGGCAGGAAAACGAAAGUACUGCAACAUCAAAAAGAUAAAUUGCAAUUGAACACUGAACAAGUGCCUUAAAUACAACAAGCAAGGUUAAUUUAGUUGUGGGAGUUGAUAUUUGUAGUGUUGCCGUUUAUGCGGAAGGCAGAAUUGCAAAAAUAAGUGUUCAGAGCACGGUUGUGUUAUUCUGUACCAGUGCAGAACUGUUAUGAUGUGUCAAUAAGUUUAAAGGUGGACGGAGCCUGGAAUGAGAAGGCCUUGGUGUUUUAUGCCGUGUUUCAGAGGUCACCAUCACAUGACAGCUGAGUGACAGCUUCAUCAUCUUCAUCUAUCAGAUAUUUCCAUUUUCUGUGCAUAAAGCGCCUCAAUGAAGGGUGGUGGCAGGAGUAAGGAGCCCCCGAUGGAGGGAGAGGGGAGUGUCAAGCGCCCAAAGCGCAAGUGUCUGCAGUGGCACCCGCUGCUCUCCAAGAAGGUGCUGGACUUCCCCGAGGAGGAGGAGGAGGAUGACGAGGAGGAAGAGCUGGACAAGGAGCAGGCGCUGAGCCCGGAGGGGCUGGACGAGCUGGAGGACGAGGAUUCUUCAGAGCAGCGCGCCCGCCGCCCCAUGAACGCCUUCCUGCUCUUCUGCAAGCGCCACCGCUCCCUGGUGCGCCAGGAGCACCCACGGCUCGACAACCGCGGCGCCACCAAGAUCCUGGCAGACUGGUGGGCAGUGCUGGAGCCCAAGGAGAAGCAGAAGUACACUGACAUGGCCAAGGAGUAUAAAGAUGCCUUCAUGAAGGCUAAUCCUGGGUACAAGUGGUGUCCCACGACCAACAAGCCAGUGAAGAGCCCCUCUCACACCGUCACAACCAGGAAGAAAGUGUGGAGCUUCCCUCCAGACCCCUCCAAGGACUGCCCUGCUGCAAAAAGAAAGGGCAAGCUGGAGGAGAUGCCACAGCUUAACUUCGCUAUGGCAGAUCCUACACAGAUGGGCGGUCUCAGCAUGCUGCUGUUAGCGGGGGAGCAUGCGCUGACAGCUCGAGAGAUUUCCUCAAGCACACCCCAGUCAGAAGUAACGGAGCCUGCAAAGCACCCUGGGCAGUGCGCUCUCUUUCAGCUUGCAGAGGUCUCUUCCAGUACGUCCCGGGCUGGAACCACGGGCUCCUCAAAGCCGUGUGAGAAGUCCCCAUUGUUUCAGCUGGCAGAGAUCUCUUCAAGUACAUCUCAUUCCAUUGUCCCUGAAGCGAAGCAGUGUGGCCAGUCAGCACUCUUCCAGCUUGCAGAGAUGUGUCUGGCAUCUGAAGGAGUAGAAAUUGAAAGCUGUGCCAAAGCACCAGAGAGCACCCCGUUCCCAGAAGCCUCUGCUCUAGAUGACUGUUCAGUGGCCGGCAAAGCAGGGACUGACAGCAAACUGCGGAGCUGUGAGACUCCGGAUGAGCUGGGACAACUACCACCGCCAUCCUCAUCAUCAUCUUCAUCAUCCGCCUCCUCCACCCCCACUGACGCCAGCCCGCCGGCGUUUGGCAAAGCGGAGAAAGUGAAAAAGAAGAAGAAAAAAGACAGACCGGAGACUCCAAAAACCGAGAAGACCACGCCCAAAAAGUCCUGCAAGAAGCGCCAGUCGUCCGAGUCCGACCUGGAGAGUGUCAUUUACACGAUUGAGGCGGUCGCCAAGGGAGACUGGGGGAGCGCAGAAGAGGAGACCCCUCGAAAGAAGACAGGCUCCCCAUCUAGCGGCAAGAGAACCCUGUCUGAUUCAUCCCCACCGAAGAAGAAGUUGAAGCCCAAAGCAAAGCAGCUGCAGAAAACUAAAGAGCACGAGUCGAGCAAGGACUCCAAGCCGCCCCACUUGGAUUUGGAUUCCAUCAGCUCCAAUGUGAUUUUGGCAGCAAAGGUUGAGGAGACGAGUAUAAAGAAAGAGGCACUCGCUGUUCCCGAGGAAGAGCCCGCCCCGAGCCCUCCACCGGUGCACGUUGAAGCCGAGGAGAAGGACGGCCACGCAAAGGCAGAAAUCUGCGGAUCCAGAAAGUCCGAGAGGACCUGCAAAGGCGCUCUGUACAAGACACUUGUGUCGGAGGGAAUGCUGACAUCACUGCGGGCUAACGUAGACAGAGGUAAGAGAGGCUCCUGCAGAGGCAGUAUCUCUGAUCAGGAAGGUUGCUGGACGGAUGACAGCUGGACGUUUUCACAGACUGGGAGCAGCAACCCCAAGAAGCUAAAGAAAUCCAAAUCUAAAGAGGAAUCUGUACUUGGUUUAGGGAAGCUGGAAGAAGAAUUUGAAAAGAAGUUCAACAGCCUGCCACAGUACAGCCCUCUGACCUUCGACCGCAAGAACAUCACAACCUCCACAAAUAAGAAGAGAAGCAGCGGGAUUGGGGCAUCCGAGCAGCAGAAACCAAACAAAGGGGGUUCAUCUCCAACACAGAAAAAGAAUUUAUUUCACAAAAUCGUCAACAAGUAUAAGCACAAAAAGGAGAAAACCAGCACGUCGGAUAAAGCCAUAGUAUCCCAAGACACCAACCCAGCCGAGGCUGCCCAGAAAGCAAAGGCUUCAGCGCCCUCAAACCCCCACCCCCCUCCGGAGGCAGCAGCAGGAGAGGGAGAGCCUCUGGUGGGCAGCCAGAAGAGGAAGGCGAGGAAGAAGAAGAUCACUCACCUCGUGCGCAGCUCAGAUGGGGGCGUGUCCCGUGCACAAGGAGACCAGGCUGGGGAACUGUUGCAGGACCAUGAGGAGAAGCCAUUCAACCAGGAGACGUUAUGCAACGAGGACCGGGGGAGCUGCAGAGGCACAGAGGCCCAUCCAGAGUGCAGUAUUACAGCAGACAUGCCAAGUGUACCUCCUAUCCCAGCCUUCUUCAGCCUAGCUGCACUGGCAGAGGUAGCAGCGAUGGAGAAUGUGCACAGGUAAGCCAGGAAUAUAAGCCAUGUGUGGUGCCACAUAGCCUUGCAUAACUGUCCACUAGAGUGAUUUUAAAGGCUUAUUUAGUAAACUGUAUCUUUUUUGGUUUUUCUCUGUUGCUGCAGUUUUAUUUUCCAUGAGCCCCCUCACAAACAAUGUUCUGCAUUCCAUCCACUAGCGAGUGCUAAAUAGCUGCUUGUCUCCCGCCAGGAAGAUUUAGUGUAUCACACUAAAUACAAUUCACCACAUUACCUUUUAAACGACUGACAAUCUCUCUGCAAUUGAAGCACAUACACAUUUAUCAUUGCAAUCGCCCUUCACAUCGGGGAUUAACGUGAGCUAAUCACAUCCUUUGGGGGGGAUUAGAGCUCUUUGGUCACACUUCAUCACAUCCCUUAAGGUCUCCAUGUUUGACGUUGCUGUUCUCCCUGUCAUGCCUUGCAGCUCGGUGUGAAGCGUUUUCACUUCAUGACUCUACCAGCUUUUGGCCAGUGGACGAGGGCCUCUGAAACAACUCCUCAGAAACUACUGGAGGAGACGUGACUCUCAGUUAUCCAUGACUGUGAAACACGCUAUAGCGCUGAAUUAAGACAUACUAAAAGAAACUAAAGCUCAAUGACAAACGUUUUGACCAGACGCUGUUGUCGGUGUCUUCGACUAGACAUUGAAAUAUCCAUUUAAGAGACGCUGAAAAUGACUUCUAGUCAAAAUGUUUGCCAUUUUGAAUUUUAGUAUUUUGUAAUAACUGAUUUAUAUAUAA
This is a messenger RNA of Polyodon spathula (Mississippi paddlefish), 3840 nucleotides long. RefSeq names its product HMG box transcription factor BBX. Gene Ontology annotation, cellular component: nucleus. The transcript is spliced from 15 exons. NCBI's taxonomy places the organism in Eukaryota, Metazoa, Chordata, Actinopteri, Acipenseriformes, Polyodontidae. The coding region runs from base 567 to 3089 and encodes 840 amino acids. Gene Ontology annotation, biological process: regulation of transcription by RNA polymerase II. Gene Ontology annotation, molecular function: RNA polymerase II transcription regulatory region sequence-specific DNA binding; DNA-binding transcription factor activity, RNA polymerase II-specific. The record is from RefSeq and is a predicted model, not a curated record.